Drosophila ficusphila is the source of this 1620-nucleotide messenger RNA. RefSeq names its product esterase P-like. NCBI's taxonomy places the organism in Eukaryota, Metazoa, Arthropoda, Insecta, Diptera, Drosophilidae. The transcript has 2 exons. Bases 1 to 1620 code for a protein of 539 amino acids. The record is from RefSeq and is a predicted model, not a curated record.
AUGUAUUUACUUAAAUGGGUAAUUGGCUUGGCUUUGCUGUGCACAGCAUACGCAUCAGAUCCCUUGAUUGUUGAGAUUGCGAAUGGAAAACUCCUUGGAAAGGAUAAUGGCCACUACUACAGCUACGAAUCGAUUCCCUACGCUGAACCUCCGAUCGGUGAACUUCGCUUUGAAGCUCCACAACCAUACAGUAAUCAAUGGAUAGAUAUUUUUGAUGCCACAAAUCCACCAGCAGUCUGCAUGCAAUGGAACCAGUUUACAGCCGAAAAACUGCAGGGAGUAGAGGAUUGCUUGACCGUUAGCAUCUACAAGCCGAAGGAUCAUAAUCGAGACAGCUUUCCUGUGGUGGCUCAAAUUCCUGGCGGAGGCUUUAUGUCCGGUGGAGCAGCUGUGAAUGGACAUGAGUUUCUAAUGCGUGAGGGAAAUUUACUGGUGGUGAAAAUUAACUAUCGGGUUGGACCUUUGGGUUUCGCAAGCACGGGAGAUAUUGAUUUGCCAGGAAACUAUGGACUGAAAGAUCAAAGGCUCGCUUUACAAUGGAUCAAACAGAACAUCGAAAACUUUGGUGGCAUGCCGGAGAAUAUUGUGGUCGUUGGUCACUCAGCUGGUGGUGCCUCAACUCAUUUGCAGCUCCUGCACGAGGAUUUUAGUCAACUGGCCAGAGCAGCCGUAUCUAUGAGCGGUAAUGCAUUGAAUCCUUGGAUUAUCCAUCGGGAUCACCGAAGGAAAGCCUUUGAACUGGGUCGCAUCGUUGGCUGUGGCCAGCUGAAGGAUUCUGCGGAGCUGAAGAAUUGCCUAAAGUCCAAACCGGCUAGAGAAAUAGUCUCUGCAGUGCAAAGCUUUUUAAUAUUUGCGUAUGUGCCCUUUGCCCCCUUUGGACCUGUUUUGGAGCCAGAAGAUGCUCCAGAUGCCUUCCUUACUCAAGAUCCCGCUGAGGUGAUUAAAAGUGGGAAGUUCGCUCACGUUCCAUGGACUGUGACGCACACCUCUGAGGAUGGUGGAUUCAAUGCCGCUCAGCUGUUGGAAAGAAACCAAACAACCGGGCAGACAUUGAUUGAUAUACUCAACGAUCGCUGGUUUGACUGGGCCCCUUACUUCCUCUUCUAUCUGGAUUCAAAGAGGACUGUUGAUGAAAUGGAUGAGUUCUCGAGCGAACUUAGGCAGCAAUAUUUGGGAGAUCGAAGAUUCAGUGAGGAAAGUUAUUGGGAUGUGCAGCGAAUGUUUACUGAUAUUCUUUUUAAAAACGGAGUUAAAGCUUCAGUAGAGCUUCACAGGAAAUAUGGCCAGAGUCCUGUAUAUUCGAUGGUUUACAACAAUCCUGCUGUUAAUGGAGUAGCUCAGGUGCUUUCCAACCGCACUGAUUUGUUUUUUGGUGCCGUUCACGGAGAUGACUUCUUCUUAAUCUUUGAUAUUGGUGCCCUGCGUCCAGUUAUUCGUCCUGAUGAAGAAGUUAUCUCAAAAACAUAUAUAAAGAUGCUUGAGGAUUUUGCUCUUGGUGAUAAUGGAAGUCCAACGUUUGGGCAAUGCAUAUUACAGAAUAAUGCAAACAGCGAGCAAUACCAAGUGCUUCGAAUAACACAAAAUGGUUGCACGAACGAGCAAUAUGAUCAGUUUCCCUAA